Messenger RNA from Stegastes partitus (bicolor damselfish), 1125 nucleotides. It is a transcript of the gene pou1f1, whose product is annotated as POU class 1 homeobox 1. The record is from RefSeq and is a predicted model, not a curated record. The transcript is spliced from 7 exons. Gene Ontology annotation, biological process: regulation of transcription by RNA polymerase II. Bases 1 to 1125 code for a protein of 374 amino acids. Gene Ontology annotation, molecular function: DNA-binding transcription factor activity, RNA polymerase II-specific; RNA polymerase II cis-regulatory region sequence-specific DNA binding. Lineage: Eukaryota; Metazoa; Chordata; Actinopteri; Pomacentridae.
AUGGCAUGUCAGGCAUUUGGUGCUGACUCUUUCACCCCACUGACAGGAGAUUCACCUUUGCCCAUCCUCAUGCACCAUGGAUCUACCAGCGACUGUCUGCCAACCACCUCCCACGCUCACAGCAUGGUCUCCGCAGUAUCGUCCGGGCUGUCCCUGGGCCAGACCACCAAGCGCCCCCACAUGCACCUGUCCCCCUCCUCCCUCAGCAACGCUCUCGGCAACGGCCCCCCGAGCUUACAUUACCCCGUCGCCCCCUGUCACUACAGCAACCAGCAGGCCACCUAUGGCAUGAUGGCAGCACAGGAGAUGCUCUCUGCCAGCAUCUCUCAGACUCGUAUCCUGCAGACCUGUGGCGUCCCUCACCCCAACAUGGUGAGUGGUGCAAACCCACUGCAAGGGUCUCUCACUCCUUGCUUGUACAAGUUUCCAGAUCAUGGAUUAAGCAGCGGCUCUUGUGCAUUAAGCCACGGUUUCUCAUCGCUGCCCUCGGCCCUCCUAACAACUGAUGAGGCCCCCGGGGGCCCCGGUGGAGAGAUGAAGAGCGACGGCCAAAGGAAGAGCAUGCGGGACCCGGAGGACGCCCCGGCCAUGGACUCCCCACAGAUACGAGAGCUGGAGAUGUUCGCAAACGACUUCAAAAUCCGGAGGAUCAAACUCGGCUACACUCAGACUAAUGUAGGCGAGGCUCUUGCUGCUGUGCACGGCUCAGAGUUCAGCCAGACCACGAUCUGCCGCUUUGAAAAUUUGCAGCUGAGCUUUAAGAACGCCUGCAAACUCAAGGCCAUUCUGGCUAAAUGGCUUGACGAGGCUGAGCUGGCUGGUGCCUUGUACAAUGACAAAAUAGGAAUGAAUGAGCGGAAGAGAAAACGGAGAACAACUAUCAGCCUUGGAGCUAAGGAGGCCCUGGAGCGCAGCUUUGUGGAGAAAAGUAAGCCAUCGUCUCAGGAAAUAGCACGGAUCGCCAAAGGCCUCCAUCUGGAGAAGGAGGUGGUCAGAGUCUGGUUCUGCAACAGACGCCAACGGGAGAAACGCGUCAAAACAAGCCUCAACCUCAGCUCCUGCUUGACCAAAAUCAGUCCAAACUGCAUAGCACAGAUGAGUAAAUCGCAAAGGCCGAUGACGUAA